Messenger RNA from Diabrotica virgifera virgifera (western corn rootworm), 12523 nucleotides. RefSeq lists its product as uncharacterized. Lineage: Eukaryota; Metazoa; Arthropoda; Insecta; Coleoptera; Chrysomelidae. Bases 189 to 827 code for a protein of 212 amino acids. The record is from RefSeq and is a predicted model, not a curated record. The transcript is spliced from 7 exons.
UACAAGCUGCAUUUAUGUUGUAAGAUAUCAACGAGUUUCCUGAGUUAAUUCCGUUUUUCCGUUGUUUUUCGGCAAUAACCAAUUUUCCGCCAGUUGUAUUUGAUUUUUCAGUUUUCAGAUUUGUAGUGGUAUUUGGGUCGAGCAGAUGUGUUGCGUUAAAAGUUUUACGGGUAGUGUUAUAUCUGAAGAUGGAUGUGUAUAUGUUGAUAACUAUUUUCGUUCUAGGCAUUGACAAUACGGCAAGUUUGGAACUGGAUGUGCAGCAAGAAACAGGUAAUUGCAACUGUUCAUGGAAAAUACGUAAUAUCCACCAUAAAAAAGGCAAUGAAUACUUUGUUGUUAGUUCUAAAGAAAAACCAGAAUCUGGUAAACACAUACAAGAAAUUAAAUAUGAAUCACAUUCAAAUGGAGAAAUAUUUGAAAUAACCAAAGGACAUUAUACCGAAAAAGAAUUUGUGGUUAUCAUUGAUAAUUUGGUAGAUAAUGAAGAGUAUACGCUAUCUGUGAAUUACAGAAAUGAUGACGGUUGCCCGAACUGUACUACCAGUUUAAAAUUUAAAACACCAGAAAGGCUAAGGAGAAAUAUUCCUGUCUUUGUGGGAAUAGUAGCUUCUGUAUCAUUAAUCAUCAUCGCAAUGUGUUUUUACAACAUUCGUUCAAAAUGUAUAUAUAGGUAUAUACAAGAAAUAAAAAGACUCCCCCUUCUAAGGAGUUGCGGAGUUACAGCGCCGGAAGUAAAUGUUUGUUCUUCUUCAAGAAGGUGUACAAUAAAUUCAAUAUACUUGUCGAUAGAACAUCAAAAAUUGGGGAGCGUCAAUACUGUGUAAGAAAAAUCAAAGAGGCAGUCUGAGAAACAAGAUGCAGAUAAUCAUAUACGGAAUGUAUACUAUUAAAAUUAGUUUGAAGUAUUUGGUAAGAUAAGAUACGCAUUCAUGUAAAAAAUAUAGAAAGUAGGAGAGCUAUUAAAAUAUUACGAUAUUAAUUUAAUUUAACAUUGUAAAAAUUUUCAUACAGCUCAGUUAUUUUGAUACUGAAGUAAUCCGUGUAUUACAAUAAAAUCUUUGUAAAUGCUUUCAACACAAUAGCCUUACAAUGCUACGUAUCGGUGACGAUUAACAUGGCGAUUCUUACUUUACUGGCAGUUAUUUGGAGUAGUCCAGUUAUAGACGUGUUGAACUAUUUUCUCACGUUUCGAGUUAAAUGAAUUCUUCUUCUCCCUGGUCCACUUUUUCCAUAAAUCUUAACUUGAAGAAUAAGUUGCAAAAAUCAAUAGAUAUCUCUACUGAUUUCUCAUAAUAUGGCUCAGAUAUUGUAAUUUCCACUCUAAUUAUAUUAGGUUUGUUCUAGCAUCAGUUUCAAACGGUUUGAAACCAUCAGCGAAUAGUGGAGCAGCGCGAGUAGAGGGGAUAGCACUGGUGACUGUAUUAUGUUCUCUCACUGACCAACUGUUUGCUGACGGUUUCUGACUAGUUUGACUGUUUGCUAGAACAAACCUACUAAUCAUCUCGCAUUCCUUCUCCAUUCUACGUCCAAUCUCUAUCACCCUACUACUUAGUACCUAUGUACUUUACUCAACAUUAGGUAGUCACCCGGUUUAUGCAUGAAAUUCUAAAGAUGCGCCGGUAACACCACAUCUCGAAGACUUAGUAACUUUUUUAAACAGACUUCAGGAGCAGGAGGCAUCCAAGUUUCUAAUGCCCGGUUGCACCAACAGAUCUUAAGCUUAAGUCGAGAAUAUCAUAAGAAUUAAUAUAAUAUAACUAUAAUAUAUUACAAUAAGAAUACCAUAAUAUAAUAAUAGAUAUAAUUGAUAAUAAGGUAAGAAUCUAAAAUUAUGGUGCAACGUAAGGGAUACUCAAGGAGGCCCUAUCUAUAAGUAGAGCUUAGCUAAGCUGGAGCUUAAGAUCUGUUGUGCAACCAGGCAUAAAUUAGACAAUAUUUCCUACCCUUUUAAGUUUUGCUGAUAAAAUCCUUGUAUGUAUGGUACUGCCUCGGGAAACUACUGUUUUCUUCCAAACAUAUUAGGUCUGGAUCCCGCGUAUGAAAAAAAAGUUGAUUAAUAGCAAGCUGAAAAUUUGUUAAUAGCUUAAGGGUGUCUAGUCGGAUAAACUUUGAUAUAUGAGAACACUGGAACAGGGGCAGUUUUAAUUGUGGAACAGGUUAAAAAUUUGGAACGGUCACACCACGAAAACGGCACAUUUAUUUUGUCCGACAGAACAGACUUAAACUCUCCGAACAGAGAUUAAACUCUCAUGCAAAAAUCAGACUGCUAUUUAUCACCUGUCAUAAUUCCUGUCAUUUGACAUAUUCUACAUGUUCCACUCAUUAAAACGCCCAUUUGGUGAUAAAUAGCAGUCUGAUUUUUGCAUGAGAGUUUAAUCUCUGUUCGAAGAGGUUAAGUCUGUUCUGUCGGACAAAAUACAUGUGCCGUUUUCGUGGUCUGACCGUUGCAAAUUUUUAACCUGUUCCACAAUUAAAACUGCCCCUGUUCCAGUGUUCCCAUAUAUCAAAGUUUGUUCGACUAGACACCCUUAAGCUAUUAACAAAUUUUCAGCUUGCUAUUAAUCAACUUUUUUUUCAUACGCGGGAUCCAGACCUAUAUACUCCAUCUAAUUUACUUACCGUUACACGUCAUCCGCGUCAUAGCCCGAGACGCCACAUGAUACCAACACGAAAUAUUUAGGCGGUAGGUGUGUUCUUUUUUAGAAUCACUUUGCCGAGUACACUGGCGUUACAGCCACUAGGCAUAUUUUAUUAUAUACGCGUAGAAAUAAUACUUAAAGAUUUCUAUUAAUGUUAACUUAAAGAAAUACACAAUAAUAUGUUUCAUUUAAUUUGUACAAAUGGACUAUAAAGCGUUUUUAUGAAGCACAUUUGUUCGGAAUACACUGUAACUAUAAUCGAACGAAGGUGAUAUUUUGGCAUAAAUUGGUAACAUUUAUUUGACAGUUGCGGUGAUGACACUUUAUAUUUGUUUAUAUUCUUUACUAUAAGUAUUUGUUUCAUUAUAUUUACUGGUUUUAUUAUGUACUUUAACGUAAGAUUAUAACUUAAUUCUUGUUUUCUAUUUCUAAAGUUUUUAUUUAUUUACAUUGAAUAUUAAUUUGUUUUGCUGUAUAAACCACUUCCGCAAAAAUUGUGUGAUGUAUUUGAUUUUGCCGAUAUCGAUAUCGGCAAAUUGUUAUGGAAGCUACCCACGCCUAAAAAUUUGGGCACGGUACUUAAAGAAGAAGAAGUAUUUGAUUUAAAGAAUUCAAGAAUUUGUUGUAAUUAGGCAACAAUGUCAACUUAGAUCUCUAACGUAAAUAAUGACGUGCAACGGUAAGUAAAUUAGAGCCAGAGUUUAGUGUGACGAGGUUUUGUAGGUAUAUAAAAGUUGUAGGUCCAGAGCUGCAUUAAAUAAAAAACUUUUGAGGUAGCAGUGAUGUCUGACUGUGAUUUGGAAUAAAACUGGUAUGCAACAGUAUGGAAUAAAACAAGCAACGAAUAUAUUAUCAUCGCGCCUAUAUUCGCUGGUACAAAUGUAAGAUGUACUUACCUUCGACUGUUUCGAACUCUGCAAACUGUAGAAAUUAGAUAUCUAUUAUUUCUACUUGCCAAAAAAAUUAAAGUGAAGCUUGUAUUUGUAUUUUUUUCAAAGAGAUGGGUAUAAAUAUUAAUUUUUUGUACAUGCACAAGCACAUAUCUCAAAUCUCACAGUAAUGUUUGUAUAGCCGUUUUAUUCUAAGACCUCAAUUAAUUCGUGCUUAAUGAAUUAUUAUUUCUGAUCAACAUUAAAUAAUGAUGGCAACGUCAUCAUAUUACACUAAGCAUCAAAAUUAACGCACCACCUUAAAAAUGGUACAUUUUUGAUAACUCAUAUUUCCUAAACCUGUUGUCCGAUUUGAGUGAUUUUUUAGUAUGAUAUAGCUUUGUUCCUCAAGAAUAUCGCCGUAAUAAUAUUAUUGCUAAAGAGGUAAGUGUCAUUGUAUACCGGGUGUAACAAUGAUAGUACGUUUUUUCCUCAAAGUUUGGAACACCCUGUGGAAAAUUCUAGCGUAUAUAAAAUAUUGAAAUUAAAACUUAACUGUAGUCUUAGGCUUUCUUAACAUUUUGCUUUUUGAUUCAUUUGCUUAGCUGGGAUAAUAAAAAAGUUAGGUACUUUAACAACUAGCAAUGUUAUUUAUCAAUACAGUUUUUCUAAAUAAGUGCGACAAACUUAUACGGAGAUAUGCGGUAUGCGAUAUAAGAUGUGCGGAUAUAUGCCCGCAAAUGCUUUGUUUCCGAGAUACGGGAUGUUGAAUUUUUUCUUACAAACUGACGAUUUAUUUAUUGCUCUAAAACCGGUUAAGAUAUGCAAAUGAAAUUUGGUAGUUUUUAAGAGGCAGUUAUUGCGCAUUUUUGACAUACAAUUAGGAAUUUUAUAUUCACCAUUGGCGUGCAUACGGGAUGUAUCUAAAAUGUUUAUACCCGUAUACACGCCAAUGGUUAAUAUCAAACUCUUAAUUGUAUGUUAAAAAAUGCGAAAUAACCACCUCUUAAAACCUACCAAAUUUCAUAUGCAUAUCUCAACCAGUUUUAGAACAAUAAAUAAAUCGUCAGUUUGUAAGAAAAUAUUCAACAUUCUGUAUGUCGGAAACAAAGCAUUUGCGGACAUAUGUUUUUAAAGCAAACGGCCAUUAUUUUUUCAUGCAGAAUUACCCCUUAAAGUUUGUCGCACUUAUUUAGAAACACUCUGUAUUGAUGAAUAACAUUACUAGUUGUUAAAGUACCUAACUCUUUAUUAUCCAACAUAAGCGAAUGAGUCAAAAAGAAAAAUGUUAAGAAAGCCUAAGGCUACAGUUUAGUUUUAAUUUCAAUAUUUUAUAUACGCUAGAAUUUUCCACAGGGUGUUCCAAACUUUGAGGAAAAAACACACCAUCAUUGUUACACCCGGUAUACAAUGACACUUACCUCUUUAGUAAUAAUAUUAUUACAUCGAUAUUCCUGAAAAACAAAGCUAUAAUAUACUAAAAAAUCACUCAAAUCGGACAACAGGUUUAGGAAAUACGAGACAUCCAAAAUGUUCCAUUUUUAAGGUGGUGCGUUAAUUUUGGUGCUUAGUGUAUUUAUGCGUACACCUUUUUCUUGUUCAGAGUAAAGGCCAAAACACAUUAGAUUAGAAAGUCGCGGACACGGCUCGUCGCGAACAAGAUAGUCACAGUGUCGUAAUUAAUUAUUUGCACUUGGCAGUCGCGGACUCGUCGCAGUCUACGUAGAAGUUCACAGUUUUUCGAUAACCACAGUGUAGUUUUGGUAGGAUUUGGAAGAAUUGUUUCUCUUGGCGGCUAUAUUAGAACGAUAAGAAAGAAAAAUUAAAAACCCCAAGAGAAAAUACUGGGUUCAUCCAAUCAAUCUCUUCCGGCCAUUCGAAGGCGAAUUUUACACUUACUCGACAGAUUAUGGCGAAAUACGUUUUAGGGUAAGAACAGAACAAGUGGGUCUCGGUUAGUGUUGCCAGGUCCGAUUUGUUUUUAAUCGGUACAUAAGCAAAAACAAAUCGGGAUUUAGGGUUGUAGAUCGGGACAAAUAAACAACAAUAGCCCAGUAAAUGACCGUUUUGGAGUGUAAUUUUCAGAGUCAAUUCCGAAUUGCAUGAAAAUGUGGUUUUAGGUUGUGGUUGCUUUUACUUGGGGGGUGACAGAUACAGUUACCCCUUCUCGGGGGUAACAAAAUGCGCGUUUAGAGUAAUUCCCAAAAUAGAUCAACUGACUAAUUCUAAGAAACUUUUGUUCUAUAUAAUUUUUAAACUAAGUCAGUAACUUUCGAGUAAUUUUAUCGAAAAAAUAUUCGUAGAAAAAUGUAGCUUUUAAAAACGCAAAAAAAUUGUAUGUUCAGAAAAUCUUAAAACCAGUAAAAGCAAAGUUGUAGCUCAUCAAAAAUACGGUCUUAUUCGUCAAAUUCCUCCAAAUCGAAUUUGAAAAAACCAAAAAAUUAAGCAAUUUUCGGACAAAACCUAUUAUAAUUUUUUAAAGUGUUUAAAAAAAUCUAUAAUUUUGGUUUAUAUAAAAGUCUCCAGCAUUAAAACUAAGCGAGUUACGCUCAAAAUAAACUUGGCCCCUUUUUUUGAUAAAAAAAAUCGUGAAAAUCUCCCCCUAUUUAGCACCGUAAAUAAAAUUAAUCGUUACCGCUUUACCAUUUACUUUAUAUGGGUAUUGUUUAUACGAUCUGAAAGGUUUACCAGUUGGGAGUGAUUAGUUUUGAAAAAAAAAACGGUUUUAUAAUUAAAAAAGUUUUCCUAAAGUAUUGGAAAAUGCCCUUUUUUCAAAAUUACUUAAAAAGUAUUAGGGAUAUUAAAAAUCUCAAGGAGUAAAAAGUAGGUAGUUUUUGCUUUAUAAACAUGAUAGAUUCAUUUUGUUUUUCUGUAAGACAAAAAUUGGCUAAAAUAUGGCUGUUCAUAUUUUGCAUACACUCGUGAUUAGUGACUCGUUCAGGCCCUUUCAACCAUGUUAAAAAUACAUAAGUAAAGUAAAUUGUUUGUAAAGCGGUAACGAUGAAUUUAAUUUAGGGUGCUAAGUAGAGGGAGAUUUUAACGAUUUUUUUACCAAAAAAAAGGAGUCAACUUGAUUUUGAGCAUAACUCGCUUAGUUUUGAUGCUAGAAACUUUUUUAAAACAUAAAAAUAAAGCUUUAUUAAAAAAGUUUUAAUUGGGCUUCCCCGAAAAGUGCUUAAUUUCUUGGUUAUUUCACGUUGAAAUAUUUGAUUUGGAAUUUGACGAAUAAAAACGUAUUUUUCAUAAGCUACAACUUUGCUUUUGCUGGGUCUAUAGACUUUACGAGUUAACAAUUUUUUUCAUUUUUUCAUAUUAUGCUACAUUUUUGCUAAGAAUAUUUUUUUCGAUCAAAUACUUUUUGAGUUAUUUUGAAAAUCGCUUGAAAACGUGAUUUGUAUAUCGAAGAAUAAACAUUUUCAAUCGUAAAUAACUCGAAAAGUAUUAACUAAGUUAAAAUUCUAUAGAACUAACUAAAAUUGCUUAGAAUUAGUCAAUUUAUCCAUCUCCGGACUUAUUUUAAACGAGCGAUUUUUCACCCCCAACAUGGGUGACUGUCACCCCCCGAGUAAAAGCAACCUACGGCACAAGCCGUCCAAAUUUUCAUGUAAUUCGGAGUUGAUCCUGAAAAUUACACAGUAUCGCCGUAUUUUCCGUUCAUUUCCUGGACUACAAGGUGUUUCUAUAAUCUGUAUUUUUAAUCCUACAUAAUAAUAAUAAUAAUCAGACGAAAUUAAGAAAAAAAUUCAUAAAUUAAGUAAAUUAUUAUUUUUUAUUAAAAUUAUAUUUUUCAUUCGAUUUUGCCGCUUUUAGGAGUGCCUCGUUUUUAUAACAUAGUUAUAAAAUUCACCGCAAGUCCUCCUGAAAUAGGUUUUCGUGGGUGAAAAUCGGGACAUUUAGUGUCCCGAUCAGGUACAAAUCGGUACGCGUCCCCAGACCCCUGAAAAUCGGGACGUCCCGCGCAUAUCGGGACACCUGGUAACGCUAAGUCUCGGUGGAGGUGGAAGUGGAGGUCGCGGUCGAUGUCGAUAUCCAUGUAAAACAAACACAUUGUAGUGAAUGGAAGAGAACAGAGCAGCAAGGUCGCGGUGGAGGUUUAGCGCGAUGCCAUCCAGGAGGUUUACAUCGAUGCUUUUGAAAACAAAAUGAGUUUGUUUUACAUGGAUGUCCUACAAGGAUGCUUCCCUAUGAUUGGUCCGUUCGAAGCCAAGUUGUCAUUACCUGCACUAUCUGAGUUGAUACUUUUUAUAUAAUCCCUUUUUUGUAUUCAGUUUAUUUUUGAAUUUCUAAAGUAAUUAAAUUCAGUAAAUUUUUGAAAUAUGAAGGAGAAGAUUAUUUAUAGCUGACAUUUCAUCACUAUCAUCACUUGACUGACACAACAUCGCAAAAGCACAGUCUUUUUGUCAUUCAAAUUUCAUUAAACUACUUCACUUGAUAGCGGUUCUAGCUCGACUGACAGCGCAGGUGACCUCCUUGCUAUGUGCUGUCGACAUCCACUGCGACUUAACUAGUAGCAUCCACCGCGACCUACACAUCCACCUUGACCCACUUGUUCUGUUCUUACCCUUAAACAGUAAUUUCGAAUGUCAGUUGAAAAAUUUAGUCAGCUGAAAAAGCUGUUAUUAGAAGAAGGAAUUCAUGACCCAGUCACGACCGAGACUUCUCUCGAAAUGGAGAUUCUCAUCAAAGAUUUAUCGAGUUCUCGACGGGACUGCGCCUCGUCCGCGACUUCCAAAUGCGUCCAUGAAGAUUAAACAACAUACAAAGAAGCAACCUUAUAAAGAAAACAGGCUAGCUGGACUAGUCUGCGACUAGGCGAGUCGCUUCAUCAAUCAGCCAAUCGCGUUCACUGCUGGACAUAGGCCUCCCUCAGUUUUUUCCAGUGUUCUCUACACUGGGCCGCUUGUUAGCCCAGUCGGGAUAGCAUUUGACCUUGCAUUACGAGCUGCCCCAAAUUUUAUUUUUCUAAUCUUUAGGGGGGGGGUCAAUAGUAGUAUAAAUUUAAAAUCUCGACUAAAUUUGACUGUUGCGUUAGCCGCCAUCUUGAUUUUAAACGAGAACCGUUUUUGCUCAAUAUCUCCGCCAUUUUCAAAUUUUCGGCAAAAAGUGUAAAAACUGAAAUUGUUGAAAAUGCGAUUUUCUAUAAUUUCGUUUAGUAUAAUUUUUUUCGUGCGGUCGUUAUUUUCCGAGUUAUGGGGAAUAAAUAGUGACAGUUAGAACAUAAUUAUUGAUUUAUUGAAUUACCUCGUUUAUUAUUAGUUUUACAACAAAUUUGAGUCUAUACAAAAAUGAAGAGUAUUAAAUUUUGUACAAUUUUGAUCUCUUUCAUUUUCUUGAUAAAUCAAUAUUUAAAGUAGUAGGUACGUAUGCGGUAAAGCCGCGAGCGUAAGACCUGAUUGAUUUUAUAGCAAUUGUUUUUGUUCAAUAUCUCCGCCAUUUUCAACUUUUCGACAAAAGUCUAAGGACUGAAAUUGUUGCAAUUACGAUUUACUACAAUUUUUCGAGAGAACCAGUGGAGGGUCUACGAGGGGGAGGGGGAAAUGGAAAAAUUUCCCCCAACAGCGUCCACAAUUUCAAAAAAACUGUCGAAUUAAAAUAUAUUAACUGACAUGAAACUUAAUUAUCGACAGACAAAUUCAAUUAAUAAAACCCGUUAGUUAAUAAAAUUAAGUGAAUGCACAUAAGUUAUUUUUUAUAUCUUUUAUGCACUUAGAGUGGUUGGUGUUUCAUUGGAAGUUUCAAAAAUUUUAUAAAAUAUAAUUCUCUUUAUUUUUGUUUAUGUACAAUUAUGUCGUUAAGUUAAUAAUAAAUGAGACAAUUCAAUAAUUAUGCUUCCCCUCUGCUUCCAAUAUUUUCCCCCUUAACUCGGAGAAUAUUAAUCGCAUAAAAAAAUUGUUGAAAAGAAAUUGUAGGAAAUUGCGUUUUCAACCAUUUUAGUCCCUACCGUUUUUGUCGAAAAGUUGAAAAUGGUGGAGAUAUUAAUAAGCAACAACGGUUCUCCUUUAAAAUCAAUAUGGCGGCUAAUGCAACCGCGGAAUUCAGUCGAGAUUUUAAAUUUACACUAUUAUUGAUCUCCCCUAAAGGACAGAAUUAUAAAAUUUGGGGCAGCUCGGAAACAAGAUUCAAUUCAGUAAUUAUGCUCCCCCCACCUCUUUUUACUAUUUUCCCACAUAACUCGGAAAAUAUCAACUGCAUGAAAAAAGUUGUUAAAAAGAAAUUUUAGGAAAUCAUAUUUGGAACAAUUUUAGUUAAAAAUGGUGUAGAUAUUGAACAAAAACAAUUGCUACAAAAUCAAUCAGGUCUUACGCUCGCGCCACUAUCGCAUACGUACUACCUUAAAUAUUAACUUAAGCAAAAAAAUAAAAGAGAUUAAAAUUGUGUAGAAUUUAAUUCUCUCAAUUUUUGUAUAAGAACAUUUUUGUCGUAAAACUAAUAAUAAACGAGAUAAUUCAAUAAUUAUGCUCUAACUGUCACUAUUUUCCGCCAUAACUCGGAAAAUAUCGACGGCACGAAAAAAUUGUAACAAUAGAAAUAAUAGAAAAUCACAUUUUCAACAAUUUUUGUUGUUAUACUUUUUGUCGAAAAGUUAAAAAUGGCGGAGAUAUUCAGCAAAAACGGUUCUGGUUUAAAAUCAAGAUGGCGGCUAACGCAACUGCGGAAUUCAGUCGAGAUUUCAAAUUUACACUACUAUUGACUCGCCCUAAAUAUUAGAAAAAUAAAAUUUGGGGCAGCUCCUAAUGCAAGGUUAGGCCUGUUAUUCGUCUAACCCGACUGGACUAUGUAGCCAGUUUCCCGCUACUGUUUUAAUGUCGCCGGUCCAUCUAGUCGGUGGUCGUCCUCAGCUUCUUUUAUAGUUUCUGGGUCUCCAUUCCAUGAUUCGUCGUGACCACUGUCCAUCUUGUGUUCUAGCUAAGUGCCCUGCCCAGUUCCACUUAAGCGUCGUAGCUCUUUCGAUGACGUUUAAGAUGUCUUGAACUCCUGAUCUUUGCCUGAUUUGUUGGUUUGUUAUGCGGUCGUUGUGUAACUGUAACUAAUGAUUAUGUAUUCCAUGGCUCGUUGUGUAACUCUGAGUUUAUUUGCGGAUUUUCGCGUCAGUGUUAAAGUCUCUGCUUUUUAAGGUUUGCGCCUUAAAUAUUCUUUAGUAUUCCGUUUUCUCUCGUGUCAGUGUUUUUAGUUCUGAGUAAUUGCAUCAAAUGUCAUUGAUACCUUUACAGUAUAAGCAUUAAAUGUUAUAAAUUUAAGAAUAUUUCCACUUAGCAUUUACAAUGAGCUUUAUUCUCAUACAUGGAUACUCACCAACACAAUGACGUCAACUUUGCAAAGGAACACUUACUCAACACACACACUACACAUUACUCCCCUGAGUUAGUAAUAAGUAAAGGGCGGAUUAUAUGUAUGAAAAUAUGUACAUACAUAUGUAAAGAUUUUUUAAAAUAUAUGUAAGCAUUAGUCGAAAAUAUGUAAUAAAUAAAUUAAAGCAAUAAUUAUAUAAAAUGAGUUAAAACAAAUAACAUUAAUACUCAGCAACUUUAUCUUUACAUAUAUGUUCUAGGGUAAAGGUUUAUCUUUUAUCAGAAAACAUGUUGAUUGAACAGAAUUGAACUCUUUUGUCAGAAUUCUUUUGUCAGAAUUGAACUCGCAAAGGAGCCUUAAGGAACACCUUCUUUACAUUGCUAAUUAAUUCGUUCACAAGAGGAAAUUGGGCUCUGAUAAUCUGUGCAACUCAUGUUAACUCCAUGAGCUAAACAAGUAAUAUGAAAAAUAUUCUGAUAAAAUAUUUUUAAAUUUUGCCCCACCUUAACCAUAAUGGGGCAGCAUCCGAUAAGAAAAUCACAAAUUUAUUUAAUGGAAUGGCAUCGGGAAAAAAGAAGUUUGUCAAAGUGUCUUGAAUGCAUCGUGUAGCGGUCAAAUUGUUGGCUUUUUCAAGUUGUUUUGAAGAUAUUAAAAAUGAGUUUCCUGAACCAUGUUCCUCUAGUGCGCCAAUUAGCAGAUGAAUAAUAUAUCUUCUGCAGGCGUCUGUAGUUUUGUCCAAAAUAACAUAAAAGUAAUUAUCACGUGUGACUCCCCGUAUUUGGAUCAUUAUUGAUUUAUAUUUAGAGUCGAUACUUGAUUUCCUCAACGUGGAUUCAUCCGGGACAUUAAACUUGCAAUAUUUUCCAAAAACGAUCUUGGGCGUUAUUAAAUUUUUUUAAUGGAAUGUUAGAAGCAACCAUUGCCUUGCACAGAUCUUCAGCGUUUGUCAUCGGAUCGGCCACGAUUCGUUUCGGGAGCUGUAAGUCUAUUCAAAUUAUAAAUGAAAAAUAAAUAAUAGUCCAUUUUAUGGUUAAUGCCAGGCCCCACAUCCAAGUCGGUCAACUCAAUUUGCGGAAAUUAAGAAUUGUUAAGAGGUCAGGUAAAUCAUCAUCAUUCUCUUUGCCUUAUCCCUAUGCGGGGUCGGCUUCCCUAAUUGCAUUUCUCCACACAAUUCUAUCUUGGGUCAUAUCAAUGUUAAUCCCCUUUACCAACAUGUCCUGCCUUAUCGUCCCCCUCAGGUCUUCUUUGGUCUUCCUCUCCUACUUCUUCCAGGAAUCUGCACUUCAAGUCAAGUAAAUAGUACAUAGAAAUAAACGGACAGGCCCUGCAUAAUUACAUCUUAAUGGUUUUCGGGUUUUUCAUUGCAGAGUAAAGUGACGAAAAUAUGUAAAUAUGUACAUGUAUUUAUCACUAAAAUAUGCACUUUUUUCAAAAAUUCUAUAAAUAUGUAAUAUAUGUAAAAAUAUGUAACUUACAUAUAAUCCGCGCCCUAGUGAUAAGUUAUAGUCUAAAAAAUCAUUAUGAAAUUGACUGGCCAUUUGGUUGUGAAAACCAGUGCCAAUAAAACACAAAUCACACACAUUUUCCUACAUGUAAAAAAUAUAUUGAAAAUAAAAAAAUAAUUUUCUACAUAAUUCAUAAACAGAGAUGAAAUAUUUUUCCUAUAAUAUAAAUGUUAUUAUAUUAGAAUAGAUCUUAUUUACUGAAUAUUUUUAAAUAAUA